Messenger RNA from Wallemia ichthyophaga EXF-994, 2121 nucleotides. RefSeq names its product Eukaryotic peptide chain release factor GTP-binding subunit. The transcript is spliced from 2 exons. Gene Ontology annotation, biological process: translational termination; translation; nuclear-transcribed mRNA catabolic process, deadenylation-dependent decay. Bases 1 to 2121 code for a protein of 706 amino acids. Gene Ontology annotation, cellular component: translation release factor complex. Gene Ontology annotation, molecular function: GTP binding; GTPase activity; translation release factor activity. NCBI's taxonomy places the organism in Eukaryota, Fungi, Basidiomycota, Wallemiomycetes, Wallemiales, Wallemiaceae. The record is from RefSeq and is a predicted model, not a curated record.
AUGAACCCAAACGCGAGAUCGUUCAAUUUUAACCCUUCAGCUUCUGGUUUCGUCCCUUCAUGGGCUGCUCCUCCUCAAGCACAGCAGCAACAGCAACAGCAGGCAGACCAGCAAUUUGCACAGGGCUAUCCAUACGGAGGUGGAUAUCCAUACGAUCAGCAAUACUAUCCACAGCAAGGAUACGGCGGAUAUCCAGCAGCUGUACCCCAAUUCGCUCCACCACAGCAGGAACCUCAACAGCCUCAACAGCCAGCUAGAUUAUCAGCAAAGGAGCAAAUGGAGAUGAUGUCAGGCUCUGGUGCAACGAAGAGCCCUCCAGUAUCACUCUCACUCGGCGGCGGUGGUCCUGCCAAACCAUCCGCAAAGGAAUUAUUGGAACGCAAGUCAGAAACACCUGCGAAAUCUAUGUCAAUUAGCAUGGGUGGCUCAAAACCAAAGCCUGCAGCAGCUCCAGCGACUUCGGAGAAGAAGGAAGCAGCAGCACCUGCACCUGCAGCUGCACCAGAAAAGCCAGCCCCAGCUCCAUCAGUUACUGAGAAAAAGGAUCUUUCUCCAGCGCCAACGCCUUCACCUGCAGCCGCUUCAUCUAGGGCUUCUGCAAAAUCGACCGAUAACUCAGAUUCAAAUGCAGUAAGCGGAGCAAACACACCAAUGUCCAAGUCUGCACUCCAAGCGGCGCAAAGCAAGACUGACACUAUUGUCAAAGAGUCAAAGGCAGCAGCUGAUGCAGACACACUCAAGGAUCUUUUCGGUGCAGAUGGUGUACAGCCAAAACAACAUCUUAACGUUGUGUUUUGUGGUCACGUCGACGCUGGAAAGUCAACAAUGGGCGGUCAAUUGUUACACUUAACUGGUAUGGUCGACAAGCGUACACUGGAAAAGUAUGAGAGGGAUGCUAAAGAAGCUGGUAGAGAGUCGUGGUAUUUGAGUUGGGCAUUGGACUCAACUCCUCAGGAAAGAGAAAAGGGUAAGACUGUUGAAGUUGGUAGAGCAUUUUUCGAGACUGAGAAGAGAAGAUAUACAAUUUUGGAUGCACCAGGACACAAGGGUUACGUUCCAUCAAUGAUUUCAGGCGCUGCUCAAGCUGAUGUCGCUGUUUUGGUUAUUUCCGCCAGAAAGGGUGAAUUUGAAACUGGGUUCGAAAAGGGUGGUCAAACUAGAGAGCACGUCGUUCUUGCUAAGACUGCAGGUGUUCAGAAGAUUAUUGUCGUUAUCAACAAGAUGGAUGAACCAACUGUGCAAUGGGAUAAGGCAAGAUAUGAUGACAUAGUGUCUAAGCUCAAUCCGUUCUUGAAGGGAUCUGGGUUCAGCUUGAAGACUGAUGUAACUUACAUUCCAGUGUCUGCAUACUCAGGAGAUAACAUCAAGGAUAAAGUUUCAAAACCUGAAGCAGAGUGGUGUGACUCACCUGCUCUUAUUCCAUUCUUGGAUUCAAUGCCAUUGGUUGAUAGAAAUUACAGUGCACCAUUGAUGAUGCCAAUUAGUGAAAAGUAUAAGGAUAUGGGUACAAUGGUUGUUGGUAAAAUUGAAUCUGGUACACUGAAAUGUGGAGAUAAGUUAACGCUUAUGCCAAACAAAGAUCAAGUUGAAGUGAUGACAAUUGAAGAUGAACUCGAUGAGCCAAUUCAAAUAGCACUAUGUGGUGACAAUGUUACACUCAAGUUGAGAGGUGUUGAUGAUGAGAAUGUGCAAGUUGGAUUCGUGUUGACAGAUCCAAGAAAACCAGUCAAGACAGUCAAACAAUUUGAAGCUCAAUUGGCAAUUCUUGAUCAUAAGAAUAUUAUUUGCGCUGGUUACUCAGCUAUGAUGCACUGUCACACAUUGGCAGAAGAGGUACAUUUAUCAGAGUUGUUGCACUACUAUGAUAAGAAGACGGGCAGAAAAUCGAAGAAGGCACCACAAUUCGCAAAGAAAGGACAGAAAGUUGUUGCAUUGUUAGAAUCAACUGGCUCAGUUUGUGUGGAGAGUUUCAACGAUUAUCCACAAUUGGGUAGAUUCACGUUGAGAGAUGAAGGUAAAACGGUAGCUAUUGGUAAGAUAACCAAAUUGAUUGAGAAGACUGAGAGUGGAGAGUUGGCGGAUGUUUCAACAGGUGUUCAACAAUUGUCUGUAAAUAAGUAG